Messenger RNA from Cyclopterus lumpus (lumpfish), 892 nucleotides. It is a transcript of the gene cabcoco1, whose product is annotated as ciliary associated calcium binding coiled-coil 1. Lineage: Eukaryota; Metazoa; Chordata; Actinopteri; Perciformes; Cyclopteridae. The transcript is spliced from 6 exons. The record is from RefSeq and is a predicted model, not a curated record. Bases 4 to 627 code for a protein of 207 amino acids.
AACAUGUCCGAGGGAGCGACGCGUCGAGAAAAGAAGGAGCAACCCAAAGUGAAGGGCACUACGCUCCAGAAAGAGGAAGCCGGUUUCCUCCAGUGGGAAGCGGCGCCACAGCAACACGUCCACGCGCUGCUGGCGAGCACCAAGGACGAACUGCAGUUUGAGAUGACAGAGAUUCUGGGCCUCAAGAACCAUCUCGUCUGUAUGAAGGAAGCUGUCCUGCUGGAUUACUAUGUCUGUGGCUUCUGGUGGGCUGCAGAGGCCAACUUCACCUCCAUACAGACCUCCUUCACCAUGGCUGUACUUCACAUGCUGCUGGAUAACAUAAGAGAGAAACAGAUGUCUUUCAUGCAGAACCUGAGGGAGUUUGCUGUGGCCCUAGGUGCUGCCAGCCAAUGCCGGACUUCAGAGGAAGAUACCACUCCACUUUUAGACGAAGAAGAAGCCACGGCACUCAUAAGUUACAUCAGAAACAGUCUGUUUCAGAAGUACAGACUCUAUGAGCUUCUCUUCACCACCUCCAGAGAGGAGUUACUGACGAGCACAGAGAGGACCAUUGAAGUGUUCGGCUGUCAAGGGGCUCUCCUUCCAUUGGAAGAAGGCAUCCCCACUCACCUCUACUCCCAGUGAGUGGCUCUGCUCCUGGCAUCCAGAGGGAUGAACAAGUGGCAGCAAACAGGCGGAUGAACGGAUGACUGGCGAUUCCGACGUUGUCUGCCGCAGGGCAUCGUCUUUCUGUCCUUCAUACAGUUAUCACAUGCCAUAUGCUCAUUUAAAAAAAGGGAUUGGUCAGUGUAAUUAUUCCUCUCCAUCCUAACAUGCAUUGAAUAAAGCAGGAAUAAGUAGCAAUAAUGGAAAGAAAAGCAUGAAGAAGAGAGGGCACAUAGGGGCAGAA